AUGGAUGAAAGAGAUAAUGUAAAUAGAAACGAUAUGCCAAUAAUACUACUAGUCAUAAUCAUCCCAUCAACAACAAGUUCAGCAGCCUCUGAUGACAGCAAAAUAGUAAUCUAUGAUGAAAAGUUAUCAGAUAAAUUCUUUAUUACAUCAUCACCUCCAAUCAAUGUACAAAGCACAAAAGUUCCCAAUGGAAACGGUAACCAUUCCAUAGAGUUUGUAAAUAGUUUUUAUAUUUUUUCUAAAAACGAUCCAAUCAAAAACCUUACCUUUGACAGAACAACUCAUCGUUUUCUUUCCUUUGAUGUGAUGACAACAUCACCAGAUCAAGAUAUAACAGUCACUCUCAUCUCUACUACAAAGGAAGGCUAUUCUUUACCAUUAAUCGAUCCAGUUCAUCCUUCCAAUUCUUUUUCAAAAUCUACUUUUUUAACUCAAAAUAAAUGGACAAAUAUAAAGUUGGAUUUAGAGUAUUUCCCAUUUAAUAGUUUUAGGGGUGUAUGGUUUCUUCAAAAACAUCCAAACACUUCAAUCUUUAUUGACAAUAUCAUUUUAGAACCUCAACUAAUCCAAAGAAAUUAUGGAAUCAUUUAUCAUAGUGGGAUGAUUGGAUACGGUAUUUUAAUUCGUGACAAUGAUCAAACUAAACUAUUCCAAAAUGAUGUAGUAUUUAAAGGAAGUGAAAACUCUAUUGAAAUGGAUAUUUCUAAAAAUAGUACAUUAUUAUUUCAAUAUACUUCUUUCCUUAGACCAAAAAAUAUGAGUUUAUCAUUUUUAAUAAAUUGGGGAAGUUUAGGUAAUGGUGGAAAAAAAAUUAUAGAAACAACAGAACAAGCAGAAAAAAAGAAAAAAGAUAAAAAGGAUAAUGAUAAAAAGGAUAAAGAAAAGGAUAAAGAUAAAAAAAAGAAAUCAAAUGAUGAUGAUAAAAAGAAAAAAGAUAAAAAGGAUAACGAUAAAAAGGAUAAAGAUAAAAAUGAUAAAGAUAAAAAGGAUAAAGAUAAAGAUAAUAAUCAUAAUAAUAUUUUUGAAAAUCCAACUACCAAUAAUACUACCAAUAAUGAUAAAGAUAGUGAUGAUAAAGAUAAAGAUAAAGAUGAUGAUGAUGAUGAUAAAUUGAUAAUAGAUUCAAUUACACUUAGUUUUAUACCAUCAUUACAAAUUGAACAAACAAAAAAAUUUACCUUUAAUAGAAACAAACAAAAAGGUUGGAAUAGAAUGACAGUAAAAAUACCAGAAUCAACAUUUUCUGGAUUUUCAUUUAGUGUACCAUCAAAUCUAACAGAAAAAUAUAAUGUUUAUUUUGAUGAUGUUAGAAUUGAAAUAUUGGUACAACCACAAAACCUAUCGUUUGGAAAAUAUCAAACCAUUGAAGACAAGAGAAACCAAGUUUUAUAUCAAUUGGACAAUCAAACCACCACCACCUCGCCCAAUUCAACUGAAAAGGAAAUUACAUCUUCAUUUCCAGGAUCUAGAUAUUUCCCUUUUACAAAGUUGUCAUUAGACUAUGUCACUUCUACCAAUGGUGUAGUUAGUAAAUGGGUAGAAGGAUUUCCAACCAUUACAUUGAAAACAACCCAAACACGUGUAGUAGGAAGAGGAGAUUUUGUUUCUUUUGAAAAUGAACAGUUACAAUCGCUGGUUGGACCUGGACCACUAGAAGUUUUGUUUCAAAAAGAAACGGAAAUGAAUGAUUUCCAAUUCCUACAUUUAGACUUUUCAUUUCCAACCAAUCAAUUCUAUUUGGUUGUUGGAGCAGUAGACAACUUUGAAGAUAUUUGGAUAUCGGCCACUGACCAAAAGUUUGCCACCGUCAUGAAAUGGAAUCUGUUGGCAAGUGGGUUCCUCAACCCUCUGGGAAAUGAAACCGAUUCAAUGAUCAAAUACAAGGUUAAAAACCAGGCUCUCUAUCUCACUGCUGGCAAGGGUGAUAAUUCAUUGCCACUAGGUACUCAUCGCAACUAUAUCGUCGUUCAACCAGUCGACAAGGUAUCAACCUUGUCCUUUUCGAUGGUAUCCAGUGUUGAUUCCUCUCUUGUUUUUUAUUCUCUUUAUGCAAUCUCACCAAAUACAACCAAUUCAAUUAAUGCUACUAGUAUUAAUCCAAUUCCUUUAAAUAAUAUUAAUUCAACAAUCAUUUCAAAAUAA
This is a messenger RNA of Cavenderia fasciculata, 2142 nucleotides long. RefSeq lists its product as uncharacterized. NCBI's taxonomy places the organism in Eukaryota, Evosea, Eumycetozoa, Acytosteliales, Cavenderiaceae. The transcript is spliced from 5 exons. The record is from RefSeq and is a predicted model, not a curated record. The coding region runs from base 1 to 2142 and encodes 713 amino acids.